AUGGCAAUACCAACUGCCGAUUCGGAUCUUUCGAACCCCGACGACCACUAUGUCAGGAGUGAAGAAAUGGAAAGAGAUACGGCGCUAAUAACGAGGCCGCCUCAACAUUGCAGAUUCCACAGGAAAAUAGUAUAUAUCUUCGUGAUUUCGGCACUUAUUGGAGCAGCUCUGUCCACCGGGAUCUUCGCGCUCAUAAAAUGGGCAGGACGCAAACCAACCCACGAUGGAGAAAUGAGAAAAGGAGUAAAAGGUGAUAUCGUUGGCUCUCGAACUCCGUCCGACAUUGUCAGUGAGCUUUCUGAAAUGCAUCACCUUGGCGGUAUCAGCGUAACCAGUCCUUGUGAAGUUGCCAAGUUCAUGGAGUUCAAACGUCUAGCCCAAUUAUACAAAAAAGAGUACGACGACAUAACUGCGAAGCAUGCGGGUUUCUUAAAGUUCCGGCGUAACCUGGAGGCAAUAGAGGAACACAAAAAAAACCGUCAAGCCACCUACACAAAAGGAUUGAAUCACUUAUUCGACAUGGAUAUCGAGGAAAUAACUGCUAAACUGUUUCCGCGAACCUACGUGGACGAUGGGUUAGCAAACAUUAAUGUUGUCCAUCCUCACGUCGUGGUGGGCGAAGAUAAUAAAUCCAAGUACACUGCCCUUAAGGGUCAUGGAGAGUACACUAACAUUAUAAAACUUGGUGAAAACGUCACAUUUGAAAAUGUCGACUGGCGCAAUGUUGGAGGCGUGUCCGAGGUAAAGGAUCAGGGACUGUGCGGUUCGUGCUGGGCAUUCGCCGCUGUAGGUGCUGUCGAAAGUGCUUUCAAGAUUGAAAGGAAAAUCCACGUAAGUCUGAGCGAGCAGGAGCUCGUCAACUGUGAGACCGGAGGUGACGGGUGUUACGGAGGAUACAGUGACCUCGCGUUGAGUUACAUCAGAACAAACGGAAUUGGUUUAACAAACGUAUGGCCUUACGAGGGGAAAGACGGCGAAUGUGUUCCCCAUGACGGUGCAAGAUAUUAUAUAACUGGCUACGUGGGCGCCAGAGGCAUAGAAAUUGCAUCUAAACUCCUGGUGCGUGCUCCUACGGUGGUGUACAUAGCAGCCACUGACGACCUAAUGUUCUACAGCGGAGGCAUAUUCAAUGGUGAUUGUGAGGGAACUCACUUGAACCACGCCGUGCUUUUGGUAGGAGAAGGCUAUGAUCCUGAAUUGAAGAAACGCUUCUGGCUUCUCAAGAACUCCUGGGGAACCAGCUGGGGAGAAAAUGGCUUUUUCAGGCUCGAACGUACUGGCACGGACACCGACAAAUGCGGAGUGCUUUCCUUCGGUUAUAUGCCAUAUGGCACGUAUUAA
Messenger RNA from Babesia sp. Xinjiang, 1341 nucleotides. Its product is annotated as Cysteine proteinase. Gene Ontology annotation, molecular function: cysteine-type endopeptidase activity. The transcript has a single exon. Gene Ontology annotation, cellular component: lysosome. The coding region runs from base 1 to 1341 and encodes 446 amino acids. NCBI's taxonomy places the organism in Eukaryota, Apicomplexa, Aconoidasida, Piroplasmida, Babesiidae. The record is from RefSeq and is a predicted model, not a curated record.